Rattus norvegicus (Norway rat) is the source of this 6202-nucleotide messenger RNA. RefSeq names its product phosphorylase kinase regulatory subunit alpha 1 (gene Phka1). The record is from RefSeq and is a predicted model, not a curated record. Gene Ontology annotation, biological process: carbohydrate metabolic process; glycogen metabolic process. Gene Ontology annotation, molecular function: calmodulin binding. NCBI's taxonomy places the organism in Eukaryota, Metazoa, Chordata, Mammalia, Rodentia, Muridae. Gene Ontology annotation, cellular component: phosphorylase kinase complex; plasma membrane.
CCGCCCCCGCGUGCUCGCCAAGGGAGGCGGUGCCCAAGGCGCAGACCGGCUGUUGUCGCCCGAGUCUCCCAGCCGCCGCGGUCUCCUUCGGUCAAGCGGAGGAUGCGGGCGCGGCACCCGGGGACCACGGGAGACUGAGUGGAGACGGGGUCUUCGCAGACUGAAGCCUAGACCGCGGGAGGCUGAGCCGCGGCCUGAAGUGAAACUCCAAGGCCGCCGGAGCGUGGUGCUGCGCGGAAACCAUUGGCUACACGAGCAAGUGAGCACUUAGAAGGUUUCCGCAGGCCUGGAGUCCAAGUGUCCCGGGUGUGCAGUGGGGGAUUAGGGACGGGGCACGAUGAGGAGCCGGAGUAACUCGGGGGUCCGCCUGGACGGCUAUGCUCGGCUGGUGCAUCAGACCAUCCUGUGCCAUCAGAAUCCAGUGACAGGCUUGCUUCCGGCCAGCUAUGAUGAGAAAGAUGCCUGGGUCCGAGAUAAUGUGUAUAGCAUCCUGGCUGUGUGGGGUUUAGGCCUGGCAUAUCGAAAGAAUGCAGACCGUGAUGAGGACAAGGCAAAGGCCUAUGAACUGGAGCAGAGUGUAGUGAAGUUAAUGAGGGGACUGCUGCACUGCAUGAUCAGACAGGUGGAUAAAGUAGAGUCUUUCAAGUACAGUCAGAGUACUAAAGAUAGCCUUCACGCCAAGUACAACACCAAAACUUGUGCCACGGUAGUGGGUGAUGACCAGUGGGGACACCUGCAGUUGGAUGCUACUUCUGUGUACCUGCUCUUCCUAGCACAAAUGACUGCCUCAGGACUCCAUAUCAUCCACAGCCUAGACGAAGUGAAUUUUAUACAGAACCUUGUGUUUUACAUUGAAGCCGCAUAUAAAACUGCUGACUUUGGGAUAUGGGAACGCGGAGAUAAGACAAACCAAGGCAUCUCAGAAUUGAAUGCAAGUUCAGUUGGAAUGGCCAAGGCAGCCCUGGAAGCACUAGAUGAAUUAGACUUGUUUGGUGUGAAAGGUGGGCCGCAAUCAGUUAUCCAUGUCCUGGCUGACGAAGUACAACACUGCCAGUCGAUCCUGAAUUCACUACUGCCCAGGGCUUCAACAUCGAAAGAAGUUGAUGCCAGUCUGCUGUCAGUGGUCUCUUUCCCAGCCUUUGCUGUAGAGGACAGUCAUUUGGUGGAGAUCACCAAACAGGAGAUCAUCACCAAACUUCAGGGUCGUUAUGGUUGCUGUCGUUUUCUGCGUGAUGGAUAUAAAACUCCUAAAGAGGAUCCUAAUCGCCUAUACUAUGAACCAGCUGAGCUGAAGCUAUUUGAAAACAUAGAGUGUGAAUGGCCACUGUUCUGGACAUACUUUAUCCUUGAUGGGAUCUUCAGUGGCAACACAGAACAGGUUCAAGAAUAUAGAGAGGCUCUUGAUGCAGUCCUCAUCAAGGGCAAAAAUGGAGUCCCACUACUUCCAGAGCUGUACAGUGUUCCUCCUGACAGGGUUGAUGAAGAAUAUCAAAAUCCUCACACCGUGGAUCGAGUCCCUAUGGGAAAAUUGCCUCACAUGUGGGGUCAGUCCCUAUAUAUUUUAGGAAACUUGAUGGCGGAGGGAUUUUUAGCUCCUGGAGAAAUUGAUCCCCUGAAUCGUAGGUUUUCCACUGUCCCAAAGCCAGACGUAGUGGUUCAAGUCUCCAUUCUGGCUGAAACAGAAGAAAUCAAGGCCAUUUUGAAGGACAAAGGAAUUGAUGUGGAGACCAUUGCUGAAGUGUACCCCAUAAGAGUACAGCCAGCUCGUAUUCUCAGCCACAUUUAUUCCAGUCUAGGAUGCAACAGUAGAAUGAAACUCAGUGGACGACCCUACAGGCUCAUGGGUGUACUUGGAACGUCAAAACUUUAUGACAUUCGCAAAACUAUCUUUACUUUCACUCCACAGUUUAUAGACCAGCAGCAGUUCUACUUGGCUCUGGACAACCAGAUGAUAGUCGAAAUGCUCCGGACAGAUCUCUCCUACCUCUGCAGCCGGUGGAGGAUGACAGGCCAGCCCACCAUCACUUUCCCCAUCUCACACACCAUGCUGGAUGAAGAUGGAGCCAGCUUGAAUUCAAGUAUCCUGGCAGCACUCCGGAAAAUGCAGGAUGGUUAUUUUGGUGGGGCCAGGAUCCAAACAGGUAAGCUGUCAGAGUUUUUGACAACAUCUUGCUGCACACACUUAAGCUUCAUGGACCCUGGACCCGAGGGUAAGCUGUACAGCGAAGAUUAUGAUGAAGACUAUGAUGAUGAGCUGGACUCUGGCAACUGGAUGGAUAGCUAUGACUCAACACGUAAUGCUCGCUGUGGUGAUGAAGUUGCCCGUUAUUUAGACCACCUUUUGGCACACACUGGUCCCCAUCCUAAACUAACUCCCACCUCACGGAAGGGAGGGCUAGAUCGGUUCCGAGCUGCUGUGCAAACAACUUGCGACUUAAUGUCCUUGGUGGCCAAGGCCAAGGAGCUGCAUAUACAGAAUGUUCACAUGUAUCUUCCUACAAAGUUAUUUCAGCCUUCUCGCCCUUCACUCAACUUACUUGACUCACCUGAAUCUCCACAAGAUAGCCAGGUUCCUUCUGUUCGUGUAGAAGUCCAUCUUCCUAGGGACCAGUCUGGGGAAGUGGACUUCCAGUCAUUGGUUUCACAGUUGAAGGAGACCUCAAGCUUACAGGAGCAAGCUGAUAUACUCUACAUGCUAUAUACAAUGAAAGGACCUGACUGGAACACUGAAUUGUACGAAGAAGGAGGCAGUACUGUGAGAGAGCUUCUUAGUGAACUAUAUGUCAAAGUCGGUGAAAUUCGGCACUGGGGUCUGAUCCGAUACAUCUCUGGGAUCUUACGGAAGAAGGUGGAGGCACUUGAUGAGGCCUGCACAGACCUUCUGUCCUACCAGAAACACCUGACAGUAGGGCUUCCUCCAGAACCUCGAGAGAAGACCAUCUCUGCGCCUCUACCGUACGAGGCACUCACUAAGCUGAUAGAUGAAGCCAGCGAAGGAGACAUGAACAUCUCCACCCUGACACAGGAAAUAAUGGUCUAUCUUGCCAUGUAUAUGAGAACUCAGCCUGGCCUUUUUGCAGAAAUGUUCCGACUUCGAAUUGGUUUGAUCAUACAAGUUAUGGCAACAGAACUGGCCCACUCUCUGCGAUGUUCAGCUGAAGAAGCCACAGAGGGCCUGAUGAAUCUCAGUCCUUCAGCCAUGAAGAAUCUCCUGCAUCACAUCCUCAGCGGCAAAGAGUUUGGAGUGGAACGAAGCGUUCGUCCCACUGAUUCAAAUGUGAGUCCUGCUAUUUCCAUCCAUGAGAUCGGUGCUGUCGGAGCAACAAAAACAGAACGAACUGGAAUCAUGCAGUUAAAAAGUGAGAUCAAGCAGACUAGUGGUGGUCAUCCCUCAAGUAUAGAUUUGAUGUCACCGACCUUUCUGUCCCCUGCAGCCUGUAUUUCUGCGAGCAGUGGGUCCUUUCCUACUGUAUGUGAGCCACAGACAUCUAAAGAUAGUCGUCAAGGCCAAUGGCAACGCAGGAGAAGACUAGAUGGAGCACUAAAUAGAGUACCAAUUGGAUUUUAUCAAAAAGUGUGGAAAAUUUUGCAGAAAUGUCACGGGCUUUCUGUGGAAGGUUUUGUUCUUCCCUCUUCAAGCACUAGGGAGAUGACCCCAGGCGAGAUUAAAUUCUCUGUCCACGUGGAGUCCGUCCUGAACCGUGUGCCUCAGCCAGAGUACCGUCAGCUUCUGGUUGAAGCCAUCCUCGUUCUCACCAUGCUGGCAGAUAUUGAAAUCCAUAGCAUUGGGAGCAUCAUUGCUGUGGAAAAAAUAGUUCAUAUUGCCAAUGACUUGUUCCUUCAGGAACAGAAAACCCUCGGCGCAGAUGAUAUCAUGUUGGCAAAGGAUCCUGCAUCUGGCAUCUGUACUCUUCUGUAUGACAGUGCACCCAGUGGCAGAUUUGGCACCAUGACCUACCUCUCCAAGGCAGCUGCCACCUACGUGCAGGAGUUUCUGCCACACAGCCUCUGUGCCAUGCAGUGAUGGCUGUGGGUUCUGGCUGCUAGAAUACUUCAGUAUCUAGCCUGUCUGGUUGAUUGUGCAUGGAACUGACAUGUUAACACCUGAUCACUCCCCCAUGCCCCUUUCCUGCCCCAUCCCUCCCAAGAAGAGACAACUUUGCUGAUAAUCUCACUACUUUUGAAGAAAAGAACCCUUACCCGGUGACUCACCUCCAGAGUGAAAGUUCAACCGGGCCUGCAGUCACUAUCCCUACUCUUAUGGUUCAUAAAAGUCUGCAUGUGUUUUUAUUCUGUAGAGCUGUUACCAGCUUAGUUUUUAAACUCCUUUUGGGGAGCAGGUAUUCAUAACUUAUUCCUGUAAGUUGGUUUUCUUCUUUGUUGGUUUUUACGUGUGCAUAUGAGUGGUGGGUAUUGACUGGGCCAUCAUUUCAAGAGAGUCGAUGCUAAGUUGGAUUUUAUGCUGCUGUCAAUUGGAACUGUCUACUCUAAGUGCCUUUACUUAGGAAAAGCCAGAUCUUGACUUCCUUCUUCACUCAAAGGUUGCUUCACUCUGAGUGGUGAAAUGGUGGUUUUGUUGUAGAAAUACUGCCUUUCAUUGUUCUCUCUGUAUCGGCCUACCGUCUCUGUGGCGAAAUAUUAAAAAAAUGUAAGCUCACAUGGAAGUUUAAGGAUGUCUGUGUUAAUACUCGGAAUAACCCAGAGAAAUGGAGCCCGGAGUGUAAUUCCAGAAGAAAGGAAAGGAGAGAAGUUGUAUAUGUGGCGCUUUACACAUAGGGAGCCAAGAGACUGUCAGAGGUAGGUAGGUUGUUUGUGGACAGCCUUGAACACCCAAAUCCUUACCUCUGGAGUGUAGCCACACACAACACAGAGAGUAACUGAAGCCUAUCUUAAGCAAAGUGAAACUCAGCAUCCAGUCUGUGGCUGCCUAACUGAACACCACUUUCCUGUCCCUUGGUUUCCCAUCUCACCAAUCAGUCCCCAGCACAUCCAGCUACCUUUCAUUCCCUCCACAUUUAUUCUUCAAUUCCUUCAUUUACAUUUGUUUUUAAUUUUUAAUUCGAGUUAAAUUAAAUUACAUCCUUUAAUCUUGAUAACUGUGGUCAAAUAUCUAUUGUUAUACAUAUCUGUAUGUGCUUGUAAGUGGUUCAAUAAUUUGUAACUGUUUUUGAUAUGUCUGUCUGUCUCUACAUAGAUGAACUGAAUAAGAAUGUAAAUAAUAUUGCAAACCAAGCCUGGUCAUACCGACAGCUAAUCCAAGCACUUGAGAGUCUGAGGCAGGAAGAUUAUGAAUUCAAAGCCAGUCAGGGAUACAUAGCAAGUUUCAGGACAGCCUGGGUAUGAGACCCUGUCUCAAAAACAUUUGAAAGCUUGUUGUGCAUGUGUGAGCGAGUGGUGUGCUGGUCUCAGGCUGACACUCGAAGGGUAGUAGAAAUAUACCUUCUGUCCUAUUUUCUGCUUCGCUGAAUAGGUAGCCUGGCUUAACAGAAGUUUCUCCUGAUUUUCCUUGUUUCUAGCCAGAGGAUUUCCUUCUCAACUCCCCUUUCCCUCAAAAUUUUAAGGGUUUUCUCCCAGAACAGUAACAGGUAUAAUGGGGCAGUGAGCUCAAAACAGUCAGAGCGAGGUGGAGUCUUCUGAGCACCCCGGCUAAAUGCAGUGUGCUAGCAGACAAGCGGUAGAAGCAAAGGGCUGCCAGCCACCUCGACCCUCUCCCAAACCAUGGAAACACAGUGAAGAGCUUUCUGAGUCCUGGCUUUCUGGUCACUUCUGAGGAGAGCACACAACCUGUUUCUGCACCUGUUUGUCUUUUAUAGGCCAUGAAGAGAAAGCCAGCCAAGCACUGUGGGUGGGAGCUCCACUCCUUCCUGACCCUGUUUUUGAAUUGACACUGAUGCCUACAUUUCUCUGGAGUCACUGAUUUACCUGUGGAUAUAAUGCUCAGACAGUGGUAUUUAAUUUUAGAAAAUAAUACUGCCAUUUUGUUCAUUUGAGAGUGUUAACACGAAGAAAAAACAUGUUGGGACUUUUAAAAAAAACAUGUCUUGAAAUUAGAAUAAAGACUAAGAAUUGACUGUGUCUAGUGUUACUGCACAAAAGCUUAUCCGGUUUGUGACUGAAGCUUAUUCAUGAUUAUUUCACAUAAUAUUUUGGUAUACAGUAUAUGCAAAGCUCAUUAACUGGAUCAAUAAAACUAACAUUUAUA